Messenger RNA from Sebastes umbrosus (honeycomb rockfish), 1451 nucleotides. It is a transcript of the gene srp9, whose product is annotated as signal recognition particle 9. Gene Ontology annotation, molecular function: 7S RNA binding. Gene Ontology annotation, cellular component: signal recognition particle, endoplasmic reticulum targeting. Lineage: Eukaryota; Metazoa; Chordata; Actinopteri; Perciformes; Sebastidae. The transcript is spliced from 3 exons. Gene Ontology annotation, biological process: negative regulation of translational elongation; SRP-dependent cotranslational protein targeting to membrane. The record is from RefSeq and is a predicted model, not a curated record. Bases 496 to 756 code for a protein of 86 amino acids.
GGACCAUCGAUCAAGAGGCAGUAGUUGCUGUGUAGCCUAUUACAUUGAUGCUAACUAGUUAAUUCAACCCACUAUACACAAUCACGAUCAACAGACGGCGUUGCUUUGUUUAUUAGUAUAUAAAACGUGGGUGUAAAGGUUAGGGUUAGUGGUAGCUAAUGAAUGGGAACUUCAUAGCCUCUUUGUCAGUGAGACUUUUGUUAUGAUACAUUUUAAUCUUGAAUGGAGGUGUUCCCAUAUACAUUAAAAUACUCAUCACUUAAUUCAGCUUUCUGUUUUUGAUUCACUAUUAAAUAUCAACAAUCUUCAUAGUGUGUGCUUGACGUGCUUUUGUUUUGAAACUGUAACCCGGACGUGGUUUCGUCAUCCCGUUCUCUUCGCUCUGAUUCGCUGUGUCCUCGCUGGUGCUGAUGUGGUGUUCUGAAAUUAACACGACCUGCUCGACCGAUUCAGACCGAUUGUUUGGUUUAAUAGCAGCUUCGCUUCGGUACAAUAAUGCCUUACUUUCAGACCUGGGAGGAGUUCGCCCGCGCAGCAGAAAAGCUCUACCUGACAGACCCCAUGAAGGUCCGAGUGGUUCUCAAGUACAGACACUGCGACGGGAACCUGUGCAUUAAAGUGACAGACAAUGCCGUGUGUUUACAGUACAAGACGGACCAGGCCCAGGACGUGAAGAAGAUCGAGAAGCUUCACGGAAAACUGAUGAGACUCAUGGUUUCCAAGGAGACGCACAGCGGGUCCAUGGAGACGGACUAAAAUGCUCCAGAAGCACUGACCUUCUGGAGCACCUGGACUGAGUUCAGUGGAUACAGUGGUUGUGGAGAGAGCACAGUACCAUCUGAGUGCAAUGUGGAGUCUGAGAGAUGGGAAUGUGGUGAGGGUGAUCUGGCUGCCUACACUGAUUUAAUACUGUCAGAGAUGUCAUAUACUGUAUAUAUUUUAUUCUCUCAGUAUUUUUUUUUUAUUACGAUACCUUAAUCAUUAAAAAUCCAGUUAUCCUGCUUUUACUUCUCAGGCAUUGUGAUCACAUCUCUGAUGAUAUUACUGUAUGAAGUAAGGUCAGUGUAGGCCGCAGGGACAUUUUAGGAAAUGUAGAGGAAGGAAGAUGAUAGGUGUUUGGGGGUAAUGUGGGACUAAGUGUCCAAAAAGUACAAAUCCACUGCUGCAGUGUAAGCAGCUUUGGCACCUUUAUUUUCAGUUAUAAAGAGGGUGAGCAAUGAAGACAUUGCAUGUUUUUUUCUUUUUACAUCUAUGUAGCUGUGUUGGAUUCAGUUUCAGCACAGUGAUUGGUUUCUUUUUAUUUUCCUUCAUGGACUCGUGCCACAUGAAUGAAGCAGGACCUUCUGAUUUCCUAACGACAGUGUGGAGAACUCCCCCACCACACCUCCAAAUGCCAUUUUGUCGUCUGAGAAUCAUUGCGUUACAUGUUCAAUAAAUGUUUAUUUACCCCA